Molecule: messenger RNA, 1155 nt
Organism: Drosophila sulfurigaster albostrigata
Lineage: Eukaryota; Metazoa; Arthropoda; Insecta; Diptera; Drosophilidae
Exons: 4
Coding region: 86-718 (210 amino acids)
Source: RefSeq, a predicted model, not a curated record
AUUCCAACUAAAAGCGCAAAGCGUACGUGCAAUAUUUUUUGUGUUCUGGCAUUGAGAACGAAAAUCAAUUAAAUACAUAAACAAUAUGGCGGACGCGAAUGAUAAUGCCUGUGACUAUGAUAUGGAAAUGGGAGCAGCUGAUAUUGAUCUGAGCGUGGAAAUCAAAAAUCUAAUGCAAAAAUUUGGCGUGCAAACUUUAAAAAUGCUGGAGUUGCAAAAUCGUCGAAUAGGCAGCGCAGUGGCUAGAGACGAACAAACUUACAAAAAUCUUAUUGAGAAGAUGAGCCUGUUGUGCGGCUUAAAUAGACCACAAAUUGACCCCAAUAAGACUACAAUAGGGCAAAUUGACAAGAUCCAUGGCGAAAUACUGCAGCAAUUUAAAAAAUUGUUUGACUCGGAGGACGAUUACAUGCGUGCUUAUGACCAACAUUGUAAGGCGAUUAAAAAAAAUAAAAAGAUCAGCAAGGUUGGAUCACAAGUUGGAUAUGAUGAAUUCACCACCAUGCCCCACGCAGCUUUGGAGGAUUGCAUUGCUCAAUUACAGCGCCAACAUCUUCAACUCAAAAAAUCUUCCAAAGCGAUGCGCGAAAAACGUAUCGUAAAGCAAAAGGAAUACGAGGCAAAGUAUAAUGCGAUUAUCAAGGAAUUUGAACAACUCGAAAAAUAUGACUUGGAGGCACAGGAGACACUCGAGUUGCUGAGAUUUGAAUCCAAGUAGAAAUUUGGUUCGUUGCCUUACACACAAUCUGCUCUCUAGCCGUUUCAAUGAUAAAUGGAGAUUUGAAUUUGUUUUAGGCAUACAACAGCCGCUUGGCCUACUUGAACUUGGCUUACCCACUUGAAAGAGACUACUUGGAUCAAUUUUUUAUCAAGUGAUCAACUUUUUUGACGACUCUUAUGUUAAGACGUUUUAAAUUUGAAAACAUUUAAAGCGUUCAAAGAAUAUAUAGAGCGCUCUUACUUUCGUUUUUGUUCAUAAUUAUAACUAUUCCACUUGCUAAAAGUACUUUAUAAACUACAGACACAGCCACUGCUGCAAUUACUUUAAUUUGGCUUAAAGCUGACAACUAAGAAUAAUUGAAAAUUGAAUUAAUCUGUUAUCAAUAAGCGACAUUUUGAUCUAAACAAAUGUAAUACACAUUGUUUUUAUUUGUU